Molecule: messenger RNA, 3326 nt
Organism: Haliotis rufescens (red abalone)
Lineage: Eukaryota; Metazoa; Mollusca; Gastropoda; Lepetellida; Haliotidae
Exons: 4
Coding region: 169-831 (220 amino acids)
Biological process (GO): positive regulation of canonical NF-kappaB signal transduction
Source: RefSeq, a predicted model, not a curated record
UAUGCAUCGGAGGCAGAAAAGUUAUUCAAGCUCUAAAGUCCCAAACAGCUGAAAAUGCUCUAAAACACCAGCACGUGACCCUGUAGCAGACACUACAUCUGUCUAUGAGCAAUGGACAGAACUUAGAAUACCUUAUCAUGAACAGUAGUGUGCACUGCUGGCAACAUCAUGUUUUACAUGCCACCCUUACCCCCUCAGCUGAUCUAUGCUCAUAUGGGAGGGUUCCUCAUCUGUGGUUUCCUCAUGUCUGCCCGCAUGGCCAAGAAGGAGGCGUCACUGGUAUACGCAGGUCAGCUGAUCUUCUUCUCCUAUAACUUCUACCACAACAAGAAGCUCAACUACGGCCAGUGGCAGAGGCUUCAGAUGGCAGUGCGGCAAGGGGGCUGUGUGGGUGUGUAUGUCCUAACGGCCUUCAUCCACACCAAGAAAGAGAAUCGAUCAGAGCAACUUCGGCGGGUCGGUGAGAUCAUUAUGGGGAUCUAUCUGUUCGCGUACGCCUAUAUACUUAACAGCAGCAGCGAGUACAAGCGUGGCUUCCUGCAUCACUUCCUGGACAGCGAUUGGUUGAGAUACUUCAUCACCCUGGCAAUAGUUGCAUGUGCGUUGUGCUUCCUGUCCAGUUACUUUGUCCGUGAUAUGAGCGUCUGUGCAGCGCUCAUGUUGAUCACCGUUACCAUAGUGAUGGACCUUGACUUUGACUACUGGACACGUCGUGGUGUCCACUUCUGGAACCAGGCCCGGAUGUUGCUGGACAGUCUCACUGCUGUUACUGGAUUUGCUUUAUUUUCUCGGGUUUUUGAAAAUAGAAUUAAGACUGAGCAUUAUGAAUGAUGUAACAUGUUAUUAAAGUAUUUCACACAAGUGCAAUUUCCCAGUACUGCUGUUAAUGUUUUGGUGAAUGUAUGGUUGUUUUUGCAUGUAACUUCUGCUCAAAUCUUGACCACUGUAUAAAUGUAUGUAUCUGUUGUGAGUGAUGUGUUCAUGUGCCAUGAUGACCUUGACCUGCUUGUUUGUCACACAGACAUAAUAGGAAAAUCAUUAUUCACUAUAUUCAGAUUUAUAUAUAUAUCUAUGGAACAAAAUUCCAAACCAAUUGAAUGUAUCAGUCCAGAAAGCUAUUCGGCCACUGUACUUGUUGACUGACAUAAUGGACAGUUUAACCAUCAUAUUCUCAAGAACCAGAAGGUGUAGAAAGCUGCAACAGUCUGUUAAUGAUAAUGACCAUAACUGGAUUGGAAGUUUGUUCAAGACAUCAUCAACGACAUUAAGUUUUGGCGCCGUUGUCAAUGUGGCAGUGUUACUAUUUCUUCUUUUAUCUCAGUAUCUAUUGCCCCUAAAUUCAACCUGCUAUGAAAAGGCUUUGGUCAAUGUCACCAUUCAGGUUAUCAUUGAACAACGAUACGUAGAGAUUUAUCACCCUAUGGUUUUCUAUAUCAUGCCGGUAUCAUCCAAAGAGGCCAUCAGCCCAUAUCAGACCGAGGCCAUGAUAUGGCCCUGGCCUCAGUCUGAUAUGACGUAACAGCCUCGGUCUGAUAUGGCCUAACAGGCCCAGUCUGAUAUGGCCCUUUCCUCGGUCUGAUAUGGCCUAACGGCCCCAGUCUGAUAUGGCCCUGGCCUCGGUCUGAUAUGGCCUAACAGCCCCAGUCUGACAUGGCCUAACAGCCUCGGUCUGUUAUGGCCUAAUGGCCCCAGUCUGAUAUGGCCUAACAGCCCUAGUCUGAUAUGGCCCUGGCCUCGGUCUGAUAUGGCCUACUGUCCUCAUUCUGAUAUGGCCUAACAGCCCCAGUCUGGUAUGGCCCUGGCCUCGGUCUGAUAUGGCCUAACAGCCCCAGUCUGAUAUGGCGUAACAGCCCCAGUCUGAUAUGGUGUAACAGCCCCAGUCUGAUAUGGCCUAACAGCCUCGGUCUAAUAUGGCCUAAUGGCCUCGGUCUGAUAUGGCCUAACAGCCUCAGUCUGAUAUUGCCCUGGCCUCGGUCUGAUAUGGCCUACUGUCCUCAGUCUGAUAUGGCCUAAUGGCCUCGGUCUGAUAUGGCCUAAUGUCCUCGGUCUGAUAUGGACUAACAGCCUCAGUCUAAUAUGGCCCUGGCUAUGGUCUGAUAUGGCCCUGAUAUGGUCAGGCCAUAUCAGACCGAGGCUGUUACACAGGUUUCUGAUAUUGGUCGAGGGUUGAUGCCAGCGUGAUAUGUAAAUGAAUAAUGAUAUAAAGUGUUUAUCACUUAAUACUGACUGAGCCUUUGACAUUUUCAUGUUUAUCUUCUUUAUGUCAAUGUAUUUCAGUUGGCCACUAUAUCAAUGAGUAUCACUUGUAGUCCCUUCUGAAGUAUUUUCAAUUUCAAGAAGCCAGUUUGUCAGUUUUUUUGCAUUCUCGUCGCAUUCAGGCUUCCUGUUAGUAUUUAUAUUUUUCAUACUCUUAGUGAAUUUGCUUGUUUGAAAUUUUGAAUGAAUGUUUUUAAUUUUUUCAUUUAAUUGGUCUUGUUCAGACACUGUUACCUUCAUGGGUAUUGAAACUCGAUCUUUAUAUCGAAACAAGUCCUUCAAUAUUCGGCCUGAGUUCAGAAUCCUGGAGCACUGAUGUUGGAGACAUACCAAACAAUCUGUCAACUUCUGACAGCACAGGCCACAGUUUUUUUCAAAAUGGUGUCACAGACCAAUUUUAGUGAUAUUGUUGAACAGUGUUAAUGUAAAAUAUAACAGUUUAUUAUAGAAGUACUGUAAUUUUACAGUCAGUCGAAGGGUCACUGAUUGGACAGCGAAUUUAAUAUCAUGCAAUCAUCUGCACCUGAGGGGAAUACGGCUAAAACUGCAGUAUGAUACAGUAGUUGUGUUGGUAUAUAUGUAUUGUAGGUUAAAUCCAGAUCCUAUCUAGAUUAUACAAAAGCAAGUUUAACCAUCAGCAUCAGGAAAAUAGUUUUUUUAGAGGAGAGAAAUGUAGGGCCUAUUGUAUAAUAAGAUUUCAUAGACAACAUGUGGCAGUGCCAUAUUUCUUUAUAUUAGAAUCAUGAGUUAAUAAAGAAAGGGGGGGGGGGAGGACAAUAAUUUGUCAUUCAAUAUGUAAUAAUCCCACACCGUUCUCCGAUUUUGAACCAAUUUGGCAUUUAUUUCAUCACUCUCUUACUUUCUCACAUGUAAUCAAGCAAAAUGUCACUACAAUACACAUACAUAUAUAUUUUUAUCAUUAUCGAAUUUUAUGCUUCACAGAUUCCAGUCUGUGACCUAGCAGUGAGAUGUGCACUAUGGUAACCAUGGUAACACUCAGACUUGAUGAGCUCAUGACAUGAAACCCUGAAUGUUAUGCAGUUCUAUAAAUGAACUUCUUCCGUGGGUCA